This is a messenger RNA of Acanthamoeba castellanii str. Neff, 2124 nucleotides long. Its product is annotated as phosphatidylinositol phosphate kinase PIPK5, putative. Bases 1 to 2124 code for a protein of 707 amino acids. Gene Ontology annotation, biological process: phosphatidylinositol metabolic process. Lineage: Eukaryota; Discosea; Longamoebia; Acanthamoebidae. The transcript is spliced from 17 exons. Gene Ontology annotation, molecular function: calcium ion binding; phosphatidylinositol kinase activity. The record is from RefSeq and is a predicted model, not a curated record.
AUGCCGCCGUCGUCGCCCUCGCCCUCGCUCUCGCUGGCAGCGGCGCCGCCCGGUGGCGGCGCACAAGCGGCCUACUGCUCGACGGCGGACUGCUACGGCCCGUCGUCGGGCUCGUUCCCGGUCAGGCAGACCUCGCCAUCGCCGCCGACGCCGGCGCCGCUGGUCACGUCCGUCUCCUAUCCGCAGCUGCCGCACGCCGCGCCCGCGUCAUCUUCAUCGGCCGCGUUCGAGCCGUCGGCGCCCUCGCCCUUGUCGAGCUCGGGCUCGGUCGCGACGACGUCGGGCAGCGGCGGCGCAGCGCUGCUGCCGUCGCUGCGCCGCUACAACACGACGUCGAUGCUUGAGGCGAGCCGCCAGCGGGAGCGGGAGAAGGAGCAGGAGGCCCAGCAAGCGCUCGAGCGCGAGCGCAGGGCCAUCGUCGGCAACAUUACCGCCCUGCCCCAUACAUUCCAGACCGCGGUCGAUCAGAUGUCAAUCAAGGACUUGAAGGCACUGCAGGAGCAGUUCGGCUCGCUCACGCUUACGACGGCAGACACCAAGAUCGCCAUCAACGAUUUCGCGUCCAAUACCGGCUUCCGUCCCGACAGCACCCUCGUGAGGUUCUUGUUCCAGCUGUUCGAUGUCGACAAGAAUGGGUUCAUCACCGAGGUCGACUUCCUCAGCAGCAUGUCCUUCUUCAUGAAAGGAGCCAGGAAGGAUAAGCUCGAAUGGGUGUUCGACACGCUCGAUUCGAACAACGACGGCGUCAUCGACGAGAUGGAGCUCAACGACGUCAUCCUCUCCAUGUACCAGACGCUGUCGUCGCUGGGAAUCACCGUGUCGAUGACCGCCCUCAUGCCGUUCCUCUCGGAACUCUUUGCCGCAGUGCCCGUCAAUGGCAAGCUGCACCAGACCAUGACCAAGGAGCAGUUCGUCCAGCUGGAGGAAACCCGGCCUCGUCUCCUCCAGGGGCUGGGGCUCUUGAACUGCGAGGGGCCGGAGAAGCGGGUGGGCAAGCGGGGCACGCCCGUGUCGCUCAUCGGGGCCUCGUGGAAGACCUGCUUCUACCUCAUGCUGGGCCUCCGCAUCUCCAUACAAAUGGCCAACGGCGAUCCCACCGGCGAGCCCUCCACGGCCGAUUUCAAGGCCGUGACCACGUUCGAGCUCGCCAAGACGGACAUGACCAAGGCCGAGACGUGGACCUUCACAGACUACGCCCCGCUGGUGUUCAAGAGGUUCCGCGCCAUGUGCGGCAUCGAUGAGUCCGAAUACCUCCUCGCCCUCGGUACCCAGACCAAUCCGCUACUGUUGGUGUUGGGCAAUCUGCUCCGCGGCGAUCUGUCCACUCCCUCGGUCCAGCUGUCGGACGGCAAGUCGGGCAGCUUCUUCUACUACAGUCACGACGGUCGGUUCCUGGUCAAGACCAUUCCGCUGGACGAGUGCACGUCCCUCUUCCAGAUUCUCCAGGGCUACUACGAGCAUUUCCAACGCUAUCCGGGCUCGCUCAUCGGACGCUUCUUCGGGCUGCACAAGAUCAACCAGACGGCGUUCGUGGUCAUGGAGAACGUGUUCCAGACCAACAUCCCCAUCCACCGCGUCUACGAUCUCAAGGGUUCCACUGUGAAUCGAAGCACGGCGCAGGGCGAGAGUGUACAGAAGGACAUGGACCUCAACCAUCUCUUUUUGUUCGACGCCGAGACGAGGAAUCAGCUCGUGAGCCAGGUCCACAAGGACUCGGACUCUUCGCUCUUUGUCCACUUGCAGUUCCUGCGCGAGCGGAACCUGAUGGACUACAGCCUGCUGGUGGGCAUCCAUUUCCUCAACUAUCCCGACAUCGAAUGCCGGCCAGUCGACCCGGGACUCAAACCCAAAGUGUCUGGAAGCGACGCUCUGGCGCCGGUGGAGGAGAACGCACCGUUCUUCCGCAGAGACUACGGCGGCAUCCAGGGGCGCAAGAAGAACGGGACGCCGCUGGGCGAGAUCUACUUCAUCGGCAUCAUCGACAUCCUCACCACCUACAGCUACGGGAAGAGCGCCGAGAACUUUGUCAAGAGUCUCUUUGUCAACAAGCAUGCGAUCUCGGCCGUGCCGCCGGACGAGUAUUCUGCACGAUUCAAGAACUAUGUCAGCACCAUCUUCGAGUGA